Molecule: messenger RNA, 1776 nt
Organism: Symbiodinium sp. CCMP2592
Lineage: Eukaryota; Dinophyceae; Suessiales; Symbiodiniaceae
Source: the annotation of a GenBank genome assembly
AUGGCAGAGAAGAGGACGUUUGAUGCUGCAUUCGAGGGGCAUCUUGCUCAUGUUGUGCACCAGAAUUCUACGAGCAACUCAAAGCAGCCAUGGGAGAGAAGCAUCGUGAAUGUGCCGAGUGUCUUGCCGAGUGCGUUUCUGGGAAAGGGUCGUCUUGGGAAUGUGCUUACUCAUACGGCUGCUGCUUCUGUGAAAGCUCCGAGUGGCCCGUCGGCUAUAAAUCUGACUGCUACUGGAGGCAAGCUGCCUAAGAAGAUUGGGCCUUCUUGGGUUCAGAGACAAUCGGAUAACAGACAUGCGGCUGUCAUGAAGUGGCUACGGAUUGCCAAAGAGGGUGGAGACUUCUUCGGGAUCUGUGCUAGAGUGGCGGAAGAUGCUGAGGCUGGGUUGCCGGCCUCCCUACAGGAGGCUCUAGGAGAUGUUUUCUCACUCAAGGCGAGCAGUACACUUCACAGCAGGGCUGGCCCGGUCCUAAGAUAUAUGGCAUUCUGCUGGCGCAUCAGAGAGCAGCCCUUCCCUUUGUCUGAACAGAAGAUGUACCGCUUCGUCAAAGAAUAUUGCAGUGGGGCUGCACCUACCUUUGCCUCCAGCUUUAUGAGUUCCGUUGGCUUCAUGCAAUAUGUCUUGGAGGCGAAGGUCUCGGACGAUUGUGUUAGCAGCAGGCUGGCUGGCGCAGUUUCGAAGCUCUACUUGGAGAAGAGAAAGCUGCAGCAGAAGCCGCCGUUGACGGCUUCACAGAUUCGGGCUUUGGAGCGGAUUGUGCUGGGACUCAUGCCUGAAGUCCGCACAGAUGUCGAUCGAUACGCGGCAGGGUGCUUUUUAUAUUGUGUGUUUGCAAGAGCCCGCUAUUCGGACAUGCAGUGUUCUGGUGAGCUGGCUAAAGACAUCGUGCAAGGCGAAGACGGACCGCGUGGGUACCUUGAGGCGAGGGUCACCAGGAGUAAAACGAGCCACAACCUGGAACGCAAAACCCGAUAUCUUGCUAUGGUCAGUCCAAUAUGGGGCCUCGAGCAGGAUUCUUGGGCGAUGGCUUGGAUGGAGGUGGCUGGCAGGGCGGGGCCCGCAUGGGGACCUGACAUGCCCCUGCUACCGUCUCCCGCGGAGGGCGGCCAAUGGCAGAAGGCGCCUAUGUCUGCGCAAGCAGGAGCGCGGUGGCUUCGCCACCUUCUCUAUCGUGCAGGCGAGGAUGUCUCGCUGGUCAAGGCCGUGGGCACUCACUCCUGCAAAGCUACGCUUUUAUCAUGGAUGUCCAAGUGGGGAGCUACUAAGGAAAUCAGGUCGAUACUCGGAUACCAUUCUAGUGCCAACGCCGGCACGGAUGUUAUCUAUGCGAGGGACAGCGUCUCCCCUGCAUUGCGUGAGUUGGAGGAAAUGGUUUCUGCUGUCGCUUACAGGCGUUUCUUCCCGGACGCCACGCGCUCGGGCAUGUUUGUGGAAUCUUUGGCUGCCAGGGGAGAUGCUCAUGACAAGGCCGAGGUCGGUUCAGAUUCUUCUUCCGACAGGAGCGAUGACGAGGAGGAACCGGACACCCUCGAGGAGGAGAAGGUGGUUGAGGACAGUGUCGGCGAUUUUGAGCCGAGCGGUUGCCUUCGAGAAAACCUGGAGGGCAAGACGGUUUUUCGGCAUGUCACCACCCGCUUCAUACACUUAGUCGCUUCUGAGGAGGGCACAACUUUUAAGUGUGGCAGGCAGAUCACAUCGUCCUACUUGGAGUGCAAUGCGACACCCAGGUUUUUGCAUCCGAUCUGCCGGCAGUGCUUUCCAGAGGCGAGGUGA